Messenger RNA from Gadus morhua (Atlantic cod), 3797 nucleotides. RefSeq names its product staphylococcal nuclease and tudor domain containing 1 (gene snd1). NCBI's taxonomy places the organism in Eukaryota, Metazoa, Chordata, Actinopteri, Gadiformes, Gadidae. Gene Ontology annotation, biological process: mRNA catabolic process; regulatory ncRNA-mediated gene silencing. Gene Ontology annotation, molecular function: RNA binding; nuclease activity. Gene Ontology annotation, cellular component: cytosol; RNAi effector complex; nucleus. The record is from RefSeq and is a predicted model, not a curated record.
UAAUACUAUGCUGACGUGUCGCAGCUCCUGCACCGGAAGACGUCCGUUCAACUCGUCUACGCGCUCAACCAGCCGCUCCGUUCACUCCCGUUCUUUCUGCCCCUGGACCCGGAAAAGUAACGGUUUUGACUUCAACAGUCGCUCCAGUCCCCCGGCUUAUUCACCUGCUCACCCCCUCAACGGCGUAUCUCAACCCGCGGACAUGGCUUCGGUUUCGGCACAAGCUCAGGCGACGAGCCCGGCUCAGUCGGUUCCUCUGCAGCGAGGAAUAGUGAAGAUGGUCUUGUCGGGCUGCGCCAUCAUCGUGCGGGGUCAGCCCCGCGGAGGCCCGCCCCCCGAGCGGCAGAUCAACCUCAGCAACAUCCGCGCCGGGGCUAUGGCCCGGCGCGCAGCCCAGAGCCAGCCCGACGCCAAGGACACCCCUGACGAGCCAUGGGCGUUCCAGGCCAGAGAGUUCCUGCGCAAAAAGCUGAUCGGCAAAGAGGUGUGCUUCAACGUGGAGAUCAAGACCGCUCUGGGCAGAGAGUACGGCAUGGUGUACCUCGGCCGGGACACAACAGGAGAGAACCUGGCGGAGUCCCUCGUGAACGAAGGCCUGGCCACAGUCCGCAGGGAAGGAAUCCGCGGAAACAAUCCAGACCAGGUCAGGCUGUGCGAGAUGGAGGACCAGUCCAAAGCAUCCAGGAAGGGCAUGUGGAGCGAGGGCGGAGGCGCCCACACCAUCCGAGACAUGAAGUACGUCAUCGAGAACCCACGGCACUUCGUGGACGCCAUGCACCAGAAACCUGUCAACGCCAUCAUCGAGCACGUGCGCGAUGGGAGUGUGGUGCGCGCCCUUCUCCUGCCGGACCACUACCUGGUCACCAUCAUGCUGUCCGGAGUUAAGUGUCCCUCGUUCAAGCGGGAGCCGGACGGCCUGGAGACCCCAGAGGCGUACGCGGCCGAGGCCAAGUUCUUCACAGAGUCGCGCCUGCUGCAGCGCGACGUGCAGAUCAUCAUGGAGAGCUGCCCCAACCAGAUCAUCCUGGGCACCAUCAUGCACCCGAACGGCAACAUCACAGAGCUGCUGUUGAAGGAGGGGUUUGCGCGCUGCGUGGACUGGUCCAUGGCCGUCUACACUGGGGGCGCAGAACAGCUCCGAGCAGCCGAGAAGUCUGCCAAGGAACGCCGGGUGCGCAUCUGGAAGGACUACGUGGCGCCCACCGCCAACAUAGACCUUAAGGACAGGCAGUUCGUCGCCAAGGUGAUGCAGGUGAUCAAUGCCGACGCCAUCGUGGUGAAGAUGAACUCUGGGGAGAACAAGACCGUCCACCUCUCCAGCAUUCGUCCCCCCAGGAUCGAGGGAGAGGAGAAGAACAAAGACAAAGACAAGCGUUUCCGUCCCCUCUACGACAUCCCCUACAUGUUUGAGGCCCGCGAGUUCAUGAGGAAGAAGCUCAUCGGCAAGAAGGUCAACGUGACAGUGGACUACAUCAGAGCCGCCACCGGGGCCGGAGAGACCACCCCCGCCUUCUCGGAGCGCACCUGUGCCACCGUCUCCAUCGGGGGAAUAAACAUCGCAGAGGCCCUGGUCAGCAAAGGCCUGGCCACCAUCAUCAGAUACCGGCAGGAUGACGACCAGAGGUCCUCCCACUACGACGAACUGCUGGCCGCAGAGGCACGGGCUAUCAAGAACGGGAAAGGACUGCACAGCAAGAAGGAGGUUCCUAUCCACAGAGUGGCUGAUAUAUCUGGGGAGACGCAGAAGGCCAAACAGUUCCUCCCCUUCCUGCAGAGGGCGGGCCGCUCGGAGGCCGUGGUCGAGUACGUCUUCAGCGGCUCCCGCCUCAAGCUCUACAUGCCCAAGGAGACCUGCCUCAUCACCUUCCUCCUCGCCGGCAUCGACUGUCCACGUGGCUCCAGGAACACGCCCGGGGGCGUUCAGACCGCCGACCCCUUCAGCAACGAUGCCUUGGUGUUCACCAGAGAUCUGGUGCUCCAGAGAGAGGUCUGGGCCAACUACGAGGAGAAGCCCGUGGAGGAGGUGGUCCAGAUGAAGGAGGAGAAGGAGCGCGUGGCCAACUACAAGGCGGCCUACGUCACCGAGAUCUCCGACAGCAUGCACUUCUACGCCCAGGAUGUGGAGACAGGGGCCCAGCUGGAGAGCCUGAUGGAGACGAUGCGGGCGGAGAUCGCCGCCCAGCCGCCCGUGGAGGGGUCCUACGCCCCCCGCCGGGGAGACUUCUGCAUCGCCACGUUCGCUGACGGAGAAUGGUACAGAGCCAGGCUGGAGAAGGUGGAGUCCCCGUCGAAAGUCCAUGUGUUCUACAUCGACUACGGAAACAGAGAGGUGGUCUCCGCGGUCCGUCUGGCCGCCAUGCCCCCCGCCUUCAGCACCAGAGUCUUGCCGGCGCAGGCUACGGAAUACACCUUCGCCUUCAUCCAGGUCCCUCAGGAUGACGACAUCCGGGCGGAGGUGGUGGACAGCCUGGUGCGUGACAUCCAGAACACGCAGUGCCUGCUGAACGUGGAGUACGCGGGCGCCACCUGCCCCCACGUCAGCCUGCAGUUCGGGGACACCAAGGACGACGUGGGCCUGGGCCUGGUCAAGGAGGGCAUGGUGAUGGUGGACGUGCGCAAGGAGAAGCACCUGGCCAAGAUGGUCAACGAGUACCUGACUGGCCAGGAGUCUGCCAAGAGUGCCAGGUUGAACAUUUGGCGCUACGGAGACUUCCGCGCCGACGACGCCGAUGAGUUCGGCUACCGUCGCUAAAACAUCGGAACAAAAGACGGGAACGAAAACGCAACACGCCAUCCAUCCCAACACCAUUCCAAAGACCACCCGCGGAAGACGAGAGGCGCGUCAGGAAGACCCCCUUUGAUCACCUUAAAUCAACUAAACGACAAGCAUUGACGUUCAGCUUCCAUUUUGUUUCGACAAGUCAUUAUUUUUCCAAUUUUUUUUUAACGCUUAAUUAUUUUUUUGUUUUCCCCCGUUUUUUUAUUUUUUUUUAAAUAACUGCGCCCGUCUUAUCUUCGUAUCUUACUGAACAUGAAAUCCAGACUCGUUUUGAUGUUGAAAGUUCUCUCUUCUAAACACCAAUCAUGUAUCACUCGAUCUCAGCGGGCCAAUUUGCCAGUUCCUCUGCACUAUUGCCAAUCUGUGUUAAUUGCCAUGCUUCGUUUUAUUUUUGUUAGCUUCAUAAAAUGACCCCCCCCCCCCCCCCCCCCGUUUUCAGCUAAUCGUCCCCCUCCGUUGUCCGAUGCCCUGCAGCCAAUCCACGUCGUCGUUCACACGAGAAAGGGCCUUGAGCUCAGGUUUCUCUUGUCGUUGGCGGCAGAUUCUCUUAAUUCUCCCUAUCGAGUUUGCCAUGUAAAUGUGAGCAUAUUUUGAAACGUGUGAAUUUGGUUUAUUCCCUGAGGGACUAGGCAGGGGGAAAGGCUGCAAUGCGACGGAACCAAGAAAAUCAAAGUUGUAUGUCGGGGUUCCUUUCGGUUGUAAUCUGUGUGAUAAGGACUACUCCCAGAGUUUUUGUGAGCGGUUCGGUCGCCAUAUGGCUGCCUCUUCGCGCUUCGACGUCGUGAACUUCCUCGAUAUUACAGCAUUAAUCAUGGUCAUCUCUCACUCUCUAUCUCUCUCUUUCGGUAAUGUUUACAUUCUGUUGCAGCGGUUAUGAUCUCGUCUUUGGCAGUCUUUCUCUUCUCUUGUCUCUGUAUAUCACGGCAGAAACAGUGUAUGAAUUUUGUUUUCCUUAUAAUAGACCUUGUCAUUAUAUUAAAAGAAAAAAUGAUCUGCUGAAUAAAAAUAUGCAAAUGAU